Podospora pseudocomata is the source of this 4550-nucleotide messenger RNA. RefSeq names its product eukaryotic translation initiation factor 3 subunit A (gene TIF32). The coding region runs from base 915 to 4109 and encodes 1064 amino acids. The transcript is spliced from 4 exons. The record is from RefSeq and is a predicted model, not a curated record. Lineage: Eukaryota; Fungi; Ascomycota; Sordariomycetes; Sordariales; Podosporaceae. Gene Ontology annotation, molecular function: translation initiation factor activity; mRNA binding. Gene Ontology annotation, biological process: formation of cytoplasmic translation initiation complex; translation reinitiation. Gene Ontology annotation, cellular component: multi-eIF complex; eukaryotic translation initiation factor 3 complex, eIF3m; eukaryotic translation initiation factor 3 complex, eIF3e.
UCGGGGGUGAGCAUGUAGUGAAUCCUCUGUCUGUUUAGAUGCAAUAGAUAUCUUCUAGGCGUCAUCGACUGACCUCUAGCGACCUAGCUAAGAGGUGUCCGACAGGUACAUGGCGGGCCCCCAUCCAGUGGCUAGCUACUCGCGCAUGCUUGCAGCAGCUGAGGGUUUUUGCUGUUUCAUGGACGGGGAACCUUGACCUCUGUCUCUUCUCGAGAGCUUGUCUCGGGAUAAGAACAAACUGGGUCUUUCGAGAUUCGACAUUCUCGGGCCGCUUUCUCAGACCGAUACUGUACCAAUGCCGACAACUCCCUUCUGAUGAUGCCUUUCUGCGCAUCCGCUAUGACUGCAAGGUCUGCAACGAUGGCUCUCGGCCGCAUGAGGCAUCGACAAUGUGCCUUGGCAGAAGCGUUUUGACAUUGUUCUCAACGCCUUUUUGCCUAGGGCCCCGCAAUGUGCAUAUAAGGGAGAAGAGCCCCACCACGGCCAAGGUUGCAAUGCAAAGUCCAAAACAACAAGGGAAGCCCCAAAGUUUGUGCUCUGCUCAGCGAGGUGAAGAGGCUGCCCGGUCAAAGAGCAAGACAAACUCGCCCGCGAGAGCAUACUCUUUAGGCCUUCCCAAGUAGUUUCUGGCAACUGAAAUCAAAUACACUGCUCUUGGUGCUGAAAACCACAUCCAUUUCCAGGCUGCCGUCACGUGACCCACGGUACAAUUUGAACCCACAAAUUUUAAGCAAACGGUGCCAAACUGCCCUGUCAGGGCUUCGACCAACGCAGCAUUCUCCACGAGGCGAAAAAAAAUCUCUGGUACAGGCCGGCCAAGUCGCAAGCAACCCCUCACGCCGCCUUGCGCUGCUCUUCCAGAAACCCAUUAAACUUCCUUGAGACCUGCCAACGCGCAGAGGAGGUUGCCCAUCAUGCCUCCCCCACCCCAUCAGAAGCCCGAGAAUGUUCUCAAGAGGGCCCACGAACUCAUCGGAGUUAAGCAGGCCCCCGCGGCCCUCACCCUCCUCCACGAGCACAUCACAUCGAAGCGGUCUCGCAAUGUCCCCAUCACAUCGUUGGAGCCUGUGAUGCUCCUGUUGGUCGAGCUCUCGGUCGAACAGAAGAAGGGCAAGCUCGCCAAGGAUGCUCUCUACCAGUACAAGAAUAUUGCUCAGAACACCAAUGUUGGCACGAUCGAGCUUGUUCUCAAGAAGUUCAUCGAGUUGGCUGCCGAAAAGGUCACCGCUGCUCAGCAAAAGGCCGACGAGGUUCAGUCCAGCAUCGAGGCGACCACCACCUCCGACAACGUUGAGGAUCUCGAAGCCAGUGAAACCCCCGAGUCCAUCCUCUUGGCCACCGUCUCCGGCGAGCAAUCCCGCGAUCGUACCGACCGUGCCAUUGUCACCCCCUGGUUAAAGUUCCUGUGGGAGGCGUACCGCACAGUUCUGGACAUUCUCCGCAACAAUGCUCGUCUCGAGUUGCUCUACCAGAGCACUGCCAUGCAGGCGUUCGACUUCUGCCUCAAGUACACCCGCAAGACCGAGUUCCGCCGUCUUUGCGAGCUUCUCCGCAACCAUGUCCAAACUGCUGCCAAGUAUUCGGCUCAAAUGCAUGCCAUCAACUUGAGCGACCCGGAUACCCUACAGCGCCACCUCGAGACUCGUUUCCAGCAGCUUAACGUGGCGGUCGAGCUUGAGCUCUGGCAGGAGGCUUUCCGCAGUGUUGAGGACAUCCACACCCUCCUCAACCUGAGCAAGCGCCCCCCCAAGAACAUCAUGAUGGCCAACUACUACGAGAAGCUCACCCGUAUCUUCCUCGUCGGCGAGAACUACCUGUUCCACGCCGCUGCCUGGUCCCGCUACUACAACUUGCUCCGCCAGUCUGCUGCCAUUGUUGCGGCCGGUGGCAAAAAGUCCGAGAACCCCCCAACCAGUGAGGCUGAUCUCCAGAAGGCUGCCACUUUCGUCGUUCUCUCGGCCCUGUCCAUUCCCGUCAUCAGCACCUCCCGCUCCCGCGGUGCCAUGGUCGACUUCGACGAGGCUCGCAAGAACAAGAACUCGCGUCUCACUCACCUCCUCGGCAUGUCUCAGGCCCCUACCCGUGCGCUCCUCUUCCGUGAUGCUCUGUCCAAGUCUUUGAUCCGCCGCUGCCGCCCCGAGAUCCGCGACCUCUACAACAUUCUCGAGGUCGACUUCCACCCCCUCUCGAUUUGCAAGAAGAUCUCCCCCAUCUUGGCCAAGAUUGGGGCCGAUGAGGAGAUGCAAAAGUACAUCAUUCCUCUUCAGCAGGUCAUUCUCACUCGUCUCUUCCAGCAGCUUUCUCAGGUGUACGAGACUGUCGACCUGGACUUUGUCGAGUCCCUAGCUCAGUUCCCCGAGCCUUUCCAGGUUACCCGCGCCACGAUUGAGAAGUUCAUCAUGAACGGCAACAAGAAGGGCGAUCUCGCCAUCCGCAUGGACCAUGCCACCGGUGUCCUUAGUUUCGAUGCCGAUGUCUUCUCCUCCGCCAAGGCUGCCCACGCUGGCUCCUCUGCCGGCUCUGCUGAAAGCGAGACUGGCUCCGUUCAGCGUCUCCAGAGCACUCCUUCCCAGAUUGUGCGCUCUCAGCUCACCCGCGUCGCCGAGGUUCUUUACACCACAUGCCAGUACAUUGAUCCCAAGUUCAACGAGGCCCGCAUCCAGGCUCGCGAUGCUGCUUUCGCUCGUGCCAAGGCUGGUGCUGAGAAGGAGCACCUCGAGAUCCUCGCCAGAAAGGAGAUUAUUCAGAAGCGCAAGGACAAGGCCUCUGAGGCUCAGGCCGCCCGGGAUAAGGAGAACGCUCGCAAGAAGAUGGUUCAGGAGCAGCUUCUCCAGCAAGCCGAGGCUGCCCGUUUGGCUGAGGAGCAGAAGCUUCGUGAAGCCAAGCGUCUCGCCAACGAACGGGAGCAGAUCAAGCGCAAGGAGGUCGAGAGCAUGCUCAAGGAUAUGAAGCUUGAGGAUCUGGCUGGUGAGGACCUCGAUACCCUGGACAGCAACAAGAUCCGCAUGAUCAAGCUGCAGCAGCUUGAACGUGAGAAGAACACGGUUGCUGAGAAGCUCCGCAUCACCGGCAAGCGUCUUGACCACUUGGAGCGUGCUUUCAGAAAGGAGGAGGCUAAGAAACUCCCCGAGGACUAUGCUAAGCAGCGCGAGCGUGAUCUCAAGGCCUAUGAGUUGACCAAGGCCCAAACUCUCAAGGAGGCCGAGGAGAAGCACAAGGCUGAUGUCGAGAUCAAGCACCGCCUGUCUCGCCUGAUGCCAUUCUACGAGUCGUUCAGAUCUAACCUCCACGAGCGCCGCCGCGACGAGUUUGAGAAGAGACGUCGUGAUGCCGACCGCGAGUUGGAGAAGAUGAUCAAUGCUCGCAAGAAGGAGUACCGCGAUCGCAAGAUCCGCGAGAAGAGGGAGCGUGAGGAGAAGGAGCGUGCCCUCCGCGAGGCCGAGGAGCGUGCCGCCAGGGAGAAGGAGGAGGAGGAGAGGAGAAAGGAGGCCAAAAAGGAGGAGAUGGCCAGAAUCAAGGAGGAACGCGAGAAGGAGCGCGAGAAGGCUCGCGAGGCCCAAGCCCGCCAGCAACAACGCGAGGAGGAAGCUAUGGCCCGUCGCAAGGCCGAGAAGGCUGCCGACACUGCUCCUAUCCGCCGGGAGAUUCCACCAGUGGAGGCCCCCUCGGCCGCCGGCCCCCCCCGUAUUGCCCUUGCCGGCAACAGACCCAGCUGGAGAGAACGCGAAGCGGCCAAGGCUGCCGGUGGUGCCCCACCAGAGCCCGCUGCCGCCGCUCCUCCUCCGGCCAGAGCUCCUCCUGUCGAGCGGACCGACUCCAACGAGCGCCCUCCUGCCGCUGGUGGUCCUCCCCGCCUCGCCCUUGCUGGCAAGACUGGAGGCUCCAGCUGGCGUGAGAGAGAGGCUGCUAGAGCUGCUGGCGGCGGUGCUCCCAUUCCCGAGCGCCCUGCUCCUCAAGGCAGAGUGUCCUCUGGUCGCGGUGGUGCCCCCAUUGAGAGGGAAGGUUCCGGCCGUGGUGAGCCUGCCAAGGAUGGUGCUACUCCUGAGCCCCUGAAAGCUAGCGGCGCUCCGGGCAAGUAUGUUCCCAAGUGGCGGAGAGAUAAUGCUUAAACAAAAGCGGGCAUGUAUUGGGAGUUUCUGGCAUUUUUCUGUUUCCCUCCAUCUCUCGCGCUUGCUGGGUUCCGGUUCAUACAUGACACACAUGACAUGCGACACGAAGGAUGGGCAUGAUGCAGCUUCUUCUGGAGUUUUGAUUUCUGGGUCUGGAAGGGGUACGGGAAAGAAAAGGUUUUUAUUUUUUCGGUCCUUGAUCCUUUUUCCUUGCUCCGGAUUUGCAUGUGUGUAGAAGUAGCAUUUCUCGUCAUUCGAUAGCGAAGGGAGGCAGGGGCAGCAAUGAACAAAAGUGAUUGCUGCGUUAGGAAGAAUGACAGGAAUGGAUGAGGUUGUGUUUUACUUUUACUGUUGAGUUGAUGAAUAUAAAUUGCAUGGCAUGUGUGUAUUGUUUUGCUGUGUAUGAGUUGUGUGGGUAGGCAUAAAACCACAUCGGCACUC